Messenger RNA from Myiozetetes cayanensis, 2326 nucleotides. It is a transcript of the gene TNFRSF11B, whose product is annotated as TNF receptor superfamily member 11b. Gene Ontology annotation, biological process: signal transduction. Gene Ontology annotation, molecular function: protein binding. The record is from RefSeq and is a predicted model, not a curated record. NCBI's taxonomy places the organism in Eukaryota, Metazoa, Chordata, Aves, Passeriformes, Tyrannidae. The transcript has 5 exons. The coding region runs from base 171 to 1379 and encodes 402 amino acids.
AGUUUGGUCAUGGCAGGGAAUGUGUGAUCAAAGCUGAGCCCAAGCUUCCUGUUACACCGGGACUAUAUAUAUAUCGUGUCUUUAAUGUUGGGAAUGUAAGCAGCUGCUGGAGCCUGGCGCUGACUCUCUGCCUGAUUCCCAGCGCACUGAGGUUUCUUCCACCGACCACAAUGAACAAGUUCCUGUGCUGCACGCUUGUGCUCUUGGACAUCUCUGUGAAGUGGACCAUCCAGGUUGACUCUCCCCCCAAGUAUCGCCAUUACGACCCAGGGACGUCUCGUCAGCUGCUGUGUGACCAGUGUCCUCCCGGGAGCUACGUGAAGCAGCACUGCACAGCCACCAGCCCGACGCGGUGUGCGCCGUGCCCGGACCAGCACUACACCGAGGAGUGGAACAGCCACGACGAGUGCCAGUACUGCAGCACCGUCUGCAAGGAGCUGCAGUACGUCAAGCAGGAGUGCUCCAGCACACAGAACCGCAUCUGUGAGUGCAUCCCGGGCAGGUACCUGGAGCUCGAGUUUUGUCUGAAGCACACGGAGUGUCCUCCCGGGUUCGGUGUGGCACAGCCAGGUACCCCUGAGAGCGACACUGUGUGUGAGAAAUGUCCAGAAGGAUUUUUCUCAAAUGAAACAUCAUCCAAAGCAGCCUGUCUUAAGCACACGAACUGUAGUGCCCUGGGUUUUAAAACAACUUUGAAGGGAAAUGAGGUUCGUGACAACAUCUGUCAGGAAAAUACAGAUAUGACACCUCAAAAAUGUGGAAUAGACGUAACCCUCUGUGAGGAGGCUAUGUUCAGGUUUGCUGUUCCUACCCAUCUCACACCUAACUGGCUGAACAUACUGGCAGACAGUUUGCCUGGGACAAAGGUUAGCACAGAAAACAUCGAAAGGAUUAAACAAAGACACAGCCCUCAAGAGCAGACCUUCCAGCUUUUGAAAUUAUGGAAGCAGCAGAACAAAGAGCAGGAUAUGGUCAAGAAGAUUAUUCAAGAUAUUGAUCAUUGUGAAAACAGUGUCUUAAAGCACAUUGGCCACCCGAACCUCACCUUUGAACAUCUCAACAUGCUGAUGGCAAGUUUACCAGGCAAGAAAGUGGGAAAAGAAGAUGUUGAACGCACAACGAAAUUAUGUCAACCCACAGAGCAAGUCCUGAAGCUUCUCAAUCUGUGGAGAAUAAAGAAUGGUGACCAAGACACCAUUAAGGGUUUAAUGUAUGGCCUGAAGCACUUGAAAACAUACCACUUUCCAAAACGAACCAUCCAAAGUCUGAAGAAGGUGGUUAAGUUUCUUCACAGAUUUACAAUGUACAGAUUAUACCAGAAACUCUUUUUAGAAAUGGUAGGGAAUCAACUUAAAUCUGUGAAAGUAAGAUGUGUCUAACUCAAGAUAUUUUUAAUUCUCCACUGACUAUUUUUCCUUAAUUACUGCCAGCAGUAAUUAAACUGGAACAUUGUUUCACCACAGUACAUUUUACUAUUUAUAGAAAUGCCUGACUGGAAUAGUUCUAAGUCUUCUGCAGUGGUUUUGGAUUUUUUUUUCUUUAAUAAAAAUCACUUUUGUAAAAGCUAUUAACCCGUUGAUAACACUAAGAGCCUGAUUCUGCAUUUUUGCACAUUCAGUGUUGAAAAGUCCCACUAUAGUCACUAGAUGAGAAAGGAAUGCUGGACCAGGCUCUACUCCAGUAUUUGCUAUUUAUAUUCUUCAAAGAAUAAACGUUUUUUGUUGUACAUAUUUAUUAAAUUAAAUGGAAAGUGUAUGAGACUGAAUUUUAGGAAGAGAAAUGAAAAGCACGCUGUAUAUUUUCUAGUUAAACAAAAAUGAUUCCAUAUAUUUUUCUGGUAAAAAAUUUUGUAGCAUGCUUUGAGAGUUAUUAAUUUCCUUAUAUUUUGUAUUUAAAAAAUUAUUAUUGCUUAGUUUUAUUUGUAUAAGUUGUGGUAUCUUUUGGUAAGGAUGUUUUAAUUUAUCCAAUGAUUUUAACUCAAAUACGGUGAAAAUAUAGUAAAAGUGACCUGAAUAUUUAAAUAUUCUGUGAGGAAGUGAAUGUACCAUAUUUAAGAAGCUGGAUUUUUAUAUAGAAUUUCAUAAUCUUAUUUUAUAAAACAAUUAAAUUUUUCAGUUUACUUUUCGGCUGGUGUUUUGCUCUUGACUCUGAAGUAGGAACUAAUAACAAAGACAGACUAUGUGGAUUUUGCACCUUAUCUUGGGCUUGGCUCUCUGCUACUUCCUGUCUAGUCUAGUAGUUAAUAUGUGAACCAAGUAAAUAUUGACCAGCACUGGAUUCUCAUGGUCACUGUAAAGGUGUAAAUGAAGGUAAAAAGUAUUAAAGG